This is a messenger RNA of Saccoglossus kowalevskii, 2234 nucleotides long. RefSeq names its product tumor susceptibility gene 101 protein-like. Gene Ontology annotation, biological process: endosome to lysosome transport; protein modification process; protein transport. The record is from RefSeq and is a predicted model, not a curated record. Gene Ontology annotation, molecular function: ubiquitin binding. Gene Ontology annotation, cellular component: ESCRT I complex. Lineage: Eukaryota; Metazoa; Hemichordata; Enteropneusta; Harrimaniidae.
UAUCCGUGAGCCUUGGAGUAUUGGUAAUAAGUUUAAGUACAUUGUAAUUAUACCAACACACAGUUUACCCUCAACACUAGAGAAUAUUGUUUGCAAUAACGUUGUCGUUAAUCGUCAAGGAACGUGCUAUAUACACAAGUUCUCAUCGAUUCUUCUCGAACAUGGACGUCACCACCGUCACUGCGCUGUGAGUCAUUUGUCGUAAUCGUAACUAACUGUAUAAGCUUUGCAAGUCUAAGCUUCCCAAAGAAACUAUCAUAUUUACUUAAAGCUUAAAGCUUUAGCAACCGAAGAUUUCAUCUAUAUUUGGAAACCAGUGAUUAGCAAUGGCUUCUCAUGAGGCGUAUUUGCGUCAGAAUUUGACACAGUAUAAAUAUAAAGAUAUGACCCAUAGAGAUUGUAGUAACUUACUUGGUAACUAUCGAGAUUUGAGACCAAAGACUGAUACAUAUGUUUUCAAUGAUGGAGCCAAGAAGCCACUGUUGAGUCUUGAAGGUACAAUACCAGUACAAUAUAAAGGUGCAACAUACAAUAUUCCAAUAUGUAUUUGGCUAAUGGACACUCAUCCAUAUAAUGCUCCAAUGUGUUUUGUGAAACCAACACAUGAUAUGCUGGUGAAACCUUCUCGAAAUGUGGAUGCCAAUGGCCGGAUCUAUUUACCCUACCUCCAUGAAUGGAGACAUCCAGCAUCUGAUUUGAUUAGUUUAGUACAAGUUUUGUGUGUUGUUUUUGGUGAGAACUCUCCUGUUUAUUCAAAGUCUGCGGCUCCAGCCAGACCUGCUUAUCCUCCAGGACAGUCUCCAAGUAGUGGUGGUGCUUUGCCAUACCCACCAACUAGUAAUGUGACACCAGGCUACCCAGCAUCCACUGCUGCUUAUCCAACUCCUGGUUAUCCUGCUCCUGGUAACACUGGAUAUACACCAUACCCUACAACUGGGUAUCCUACUUCUCAAUAUCCAGCCUACAACCAGACAAGCAAUCCUCCAUAUCCGUCAUCAGGUUAUCCCACAGGUUCCACACCUCAUGCUGCUGUGACACACCAAUCUAGUAUCUCGGAAGAUCAAAUCAAAGCAUCAUUGAUAUCUGCUGUAGAAGAUAAACUCAAACGUAGAAUGAAAGAAACAUUUGAACAAGCACAGGCUGAAAUGGAUGUAUUGAAUUCAACACAAGAAAAACUCAAAAGGGGACAAAGAACAUUAGAAGAAAUGAUACAGAACCUAGAAAAAGAACAGAUUGAUGUUGAAAAAAAUAUUAAAUUAUUGACAGAAAAGGAUGAUGAAAUAAAGAAAGUUUUAGCAAAGAUGGAAAAUGAAGAGGAGAUAAACAUUGAUGAAGCUGUUGUACCCACGGCAACAUUAUAUAAGCAAUUAUUAAAUCUUUUUGCCGAGGAGAAUGCCAUUGAAGACACCAUUUACUACUUGGGAGAAGCUCUAAGAAAAAGUGUCAUUGGAAUUGAUGAAUUCCUCAAACAUGUGAGAGAUCUAUCGAGAAGACAGUUCAUUUGUAGAGCUCUGAUGCAGAAAGCCAGACAGAAGGCAGGACUCAGUGAAGUUGCUGUACAUUGAGUUGGUGUGAUUAUUAGCAUUCAGUGUUUGUGCAAUGUAUAUUUGUCUAGUACUUUUAUAUGUUGUAACAUUUAAGGCUAUGGAGAAAGUAUUGUAACCAGUGAUAAGUAGCUGACAUCUGUUAUAUUAUGUAAUACUCAUGUAUAUGAAAAGAAUAUACUUUAUCAAACAUUUAUGCACAUUGAUACCAUAUAUUGAAUUAUUACAGUAGCAACAUUGAUAACAACUUUGAUUACUACGGUGAAAACGUUGAUUACUACCGUAAUGACAUUGAUUACUAUAGGAUACAAGUUAUGUAUGUACUACUACAGUAACACAUUUGAUUACUACAGUAAUGACUUUAAUUACAUCCAUAAAGACUACAGUAAUGGCUUUGGUUACUGUCGUAAUGACUUUUAUUACAACCAUAAUGACUUGGAUUACUACAGUAAUGACUUUGAUUACCACAGUAAUGACCAUGGUUACCACAGUAAUGACUUUGGUUACAACAGUAAUGACUUUGAUUACCACAGGAAUGACCUUGGUUACCACAGUAAUGGCUUUGAUUACCACAGGAAUGACCUUGGUUACCACAGUAAUGACUUUGGUUACCACAGUAAUGACUUUGGUUACAACAGUAAUGGCUUUGGUUACUGCCGUAAUGACUUUUAUUACAACCGUAAUGACUUG